Messenger RNA from Zea mays, 2423 nucleotides. RefSeq lists its product as uncharacterized. The record is from RefSeq and is a predicted model, not a curated record. The transcript has 16 exons. Bases 742 to 2232 code for a protein of 496 amino acids. Lineage: Eukaryota; Viridiplantae; Streptophyta; Magnoliopsida; Poales; Poaceae. Gene Ontology annotation, molecular function: oxidoreductase activity.
CAUGCCCAGUUACCCUUCCUCUCCACUUGCAACCUGUCCCUGAGAGGCCCGCGGCGUCUCCGCUUCGCCUCACCACCCACCACCACCUCCUCAUCCAGCAGCUUUCUCCUUUGCUGCCCCUCCCCUUUGCCGCGGUCAGGGCUGUGCAGCCCCCGCGUUGCAUUGGGGUCCCGUGCCGAUCGCCAGGCCGCGUGAUCCACCCGUGCUCGAGCAAGCGCCUCGCGCUCCUCUUCUUCAUCUUCGUUGCGGCCACCUUUGCCUUCUGGGACCGCCAGGCGCUCGUCAGCGAGUACGAGUCUGAUUUGUAGCUGGAUCUGGUUAAUUGAAAACGGGUGGCAUGGAGCCAUCUCUUCCGCCUGGCGCCUGCUGCCGCUGAGGCGCUGACUGGGAGUUCGACACCAUUUCUUCGUUCUGAGGAGUAGUAGGUGGCAACAGUCGCCGAUCUGCCGGCAGUGGCGUGUAUUCCCUCCGGCGUGCGCAGGGCCAGGCAAGGGCACUGGACGCGGGCGUCUGAAAGAAGCCGGCUAGGAGGACCACGGGUCCACGGCUGGGCAGUGGCCGGGCGCUGCGCCUGCGCUGGGCGUGUGGGCGGCCCGUGGUGGGGCUGGCCUCGGCCCCCGGGGUCGCUAGCGGCCGGCUGAUGAGAACCGUGAACCAAUAAUUUGGCAACAAGACGCCCCUGACCCCUGUGGACGGCUCCGUUCUUUGUGACGUGGUCGCCAGUCCAGUCGGCGCUCUCAGAUGGCCCGCGGGUUAUGGCUCCUCUCCCGCGAGGUGGGGAGGCUGCGGCCGCUGCUUGUUCAGGGGCAGGCGAGGGGCAUCUCUGCCUCCGCACAGGAGCAGCUCCAUGUCUGCGUCGUUGGCAGCGGCCCCGCUGGGUUCUACACCGCCGACAGGAUGUUGAAGGGUCAUGAUGGAGCACAGGUUGAUAUAAUUGAUAGGCUACCCACACCAUUUGGCCUAGUUCGUUCUGGAGUAGCUCCAGAUCAUCCAGAAACAAAGAUUGUGGUGAAUCAAUUUUCUCGUGUAGCUGCAAAUGGGCGCUGUUCAUUCUUUGGGAAUGUAACUCUGGGAAGGGAUAUAUCUUUGUUAGAGCUUGGCAAAACAUAUCAUGCUGUUGUUCUUGCUUAUGGUGCAGAAAGUGAUAGGUCACUUGGAAUUCCUGGAGAGGACCUGAAGGGAAUUCAUUCAGCUCGAGAGUUUGUCUGGUGGUACAAUGGACAUCCAGACAUGUGCGACUUCUGUCCAGAUUUAAAAAACACAGAAUCUGCUGUUGUCCUUGGACAGGGAAAUGUUGCUCUGGAUGUUGCUCGUAUUCUUUUACGCUGUAAAGCUGAGUUGGCUACUACAGACAUUACUGAUUAUGCAUUGGAUGCUCUACGUGGCAGCACGAUAAGGAAGGUAUAUUUGGUUGGGCGACGGGGUCCAGUACAGGCAGCUUGCACAGCAAAGGAGCUGCGUGAAAUUUUAGGUUUGAAAAAUGUCCGUAUUUGCAUCAAGGCAGCUGAUCUCGUGACCACACCUGCGGACGAGGAGGAGAUGAGGAAUAGUAGAAUACAAAGAAGAGUUUAUGAAUUGUUGUCGAAAACUGCGCAUGGGGGCAACAAUUACAAUGGCCAAAAGGAGCUUCAUUUUGUGUUUUUCAGGAAACCUAUCAGGUUCAUCCCUGCAGAAAAUGGUUCCACGGUUGGUGCUGUUCAACUUGAGAAGACAGUAUUAAAAGGUGAUGAAGUAACUGGGAAGCAGGUCGCUGCUGGAACUGGUGAGUUUGAAGACCUAAAAUGUGGUCUGGUCUUGAAAAGUAUUGGUUACAAAUCCUUGCCUGUACAAGGUUUGCCUUUCGACAAAAACAGAGGAGUUGUGCCAAAUUUAAGAGGAAGAGUCCUGAGCAGCGAAUCAGAGAUUGCGACAGUAGAAAGAGGCCUGUAUGUGGUAGGAUGGUUAAAGAGAGGACCAACUGGGAUUGUUGCAACAAAUCUCCACUGUGCUGAAGAAACAGUGGCUAGCAUCCUUGAAGAUGAUAAGAAGGGUGUAUUAAGGCCCCCAUCUGAUUCGACGAAGCAUGGAAGGGCAGGACUCCUUGAGAUCCUAGAGCGAAAGAAUGUCCGCUUUGUGCCAUUCAGUGGCUGGGAGAAGAUUAAUUCCGUGGAAAAGAUGGCAGGGGAGCUGAGAAAUAAACCUAGAGAGAAGAUCACAACCUGGGAUGGGCUCCAGAAAGUUGCACACGAGUAAAAGGACGGGCCUCGGACCUCCACAAGAUUUUGUCAACGUAUUUUUUGUAUCAAAAGAAUCACAUUAACGAGAGAGAACCCUGUACUUAGCAAUAAAAGAUUAUAUCAACAUAUCUUGCUCAUGUUAAGGGGCCGAAUUUUUUGUAUUUUAAUCCUUUUUUCGAAACAAUUUCACGUUUAGAUCCUAGAUAA